This is a messenger RNA of Dermacentor silvarum, 4768 nucleotides long. Its product is annotated as potassium/sodium hyperpolarization-activated cyclic nucleotide-gated channel 2. The transcript is spliced from 11 exons. Gene Ontology annotation, cellular component: membrane. Bases 110 to 2056 code for a protein of 648 amino acids. Gene Ontology annotation, molecular function: voltage-gated potassium channel activity. The record is from RefSeq and is a predicted model, not a curated record. NCBI's taxonomy places the organism in Eukaryota, Metazoa, Arthropoda, Arachnida, Ixodida, Ixodidae. Gene Ontology annotation, biological process: potassium ion transport; transmembrane transport.
GAGAUGUAGCAGCUGCAGUGCAUUUCGCCGAAGCAUCGCCGUAGCGAGAUUCCCCCGCAUACAAGGCUACCACUGAAUACGCGGGAAAGACAUUGGACAGCACAGGAUCAUGGCCAUUGUGUCAGGGAAGCUGGGCGCCUCGCUGACAGGCAAAGCGACGCCACGCUCGUCCUCGCGACGGUCGGGCCACGUGGCGAGUGCCGACGAGGGUGGCCUACAUCGCAGCGGCAACGGCGACGACGAGGGUUUCGCUGAGCACGGGACGAGCACCUAUCGCAAGCGCCUCAUGACCUUCGACAUUGACGACCCGCUGCACAGGAACUUCCUGAAGGCUGUCCAGGACCGUGAGCCUACCGUCGUUGUAGUGGAGCCGGUACAAGUCGUGGCAAACGGCAAGUUGCCGUCCAGCCAGCAAAACGGCGCCACCGUCACACACCUGGAUCCAGGGCUGUACACAGAUGAAUCAGUGAAAGAAGCGGGGGAGUCCGACGUGCGGGGCAGCACUUGGUCUGACUGCUGCGACCCCAGCUCGGUGUGCCUGCCGUCGAGAAGGCGCCGCAAUGCCAGCUUCUUUGGCAGCACCGAAGAGCUCAACCGUGAGCGCAGCCGCCAGGAGUCGUCGGGCCACUGCGUCAUACACCCCUGCAGCAUCUUCAGGAUUUAUUGGGACCUGUGCCUGACAGUGCUGCUGGUGGCCAACCUAGUGCUCAUUCCUGUGGACGUGGCCUUCUUCGCCGACCCCGGCGAUCUCUACUGGAUGGCCUUCCACCUGACGUCAGACGCGAUAUUCUUCGUGGACAUCGUCUUCAACUUUCGCACCGGCGUGAUCACAACCGAAGGUGUGGAGCGAGUGAACCUGGACCCGAAGUACAUCGCGCGUCACUACCUUCGGACCUGGUUCCUCCUAGACUUCCUAAGCACGGUGCCUUUCGACUACAUCUGCGUGCUGGUGGAGAGCGCUUUCAAAAGCCUGCGGCAGCCGGGCGCCCUGUCCGCCAUCCGGCUGCUGCACCUCGCCAAGCUGCUGUGCUUGCUCAAGCUGCUCAGGCUGUCCAGGCUAUGCAGGUACCUCAGCAGCCUCCAAGAGCACACGUUUGCAUACUGCUCAACGGUAUACCUGAGCCUGGCAAACAUGGUAGGCCUGAUGCUGCUCAUUGCCCACUGGAAUGGCUGCCUGCAGUUCUUCGUAGCCAUGAUGCAGGGAUUUCCCGAGGGCAGCUGGGUACAGAGAGACGGCAUCCAGCACCGACCUCUAUUUGAGCAGUAUUCCUGGUCCAUGUUCAACGCACUGUCUCAAAUGCUGUCCAUCGGGUACGGACAGAAUGCACCGGCCACAGUCGUCGAUAUGUGGCUCGUCACUCUUGGCAUGGUCACUGGUGCCACUGGCUACGCGCUUCUUAUUGGCCACGCCACAACGCUCAUCCAGAGCCUGGACUACACCAAGCGGUUGCACCGUGAGAAGAUGGAGCGCGUGGAAGAGUACAUGCAGUACCGACGCAUGCCCAAGGAGCUUCGGUUCCGCUUGCGCAAUUACUUCGAGCAUCGGCACGAAGGAAAGGCUUUCGACGAAGAUGCCAUACUGGCCGAACUUUCACAGCCCCUCAAGAGGAGAGACGUGAUGAAGCACAACUGCCGGGCCACGCUUCGAGCGGUGCCAUUCCUGUCGCACGUGGACCCGGGCUUCGUGAGUGACCUGGUGACCAGGCUGCGCUACGAGUUCUUCCAACCUGGUGACGUCAUCAUACAGCAGGGGUCUGUGGGCCGCAAGAUGUACUUCAUCCAGUCGGGCACCGUCAAGCUGCUUCUCGACGGCUCACAGUUCCUCGGCACACUGUCCGAGGGCAGCUACUUCGGAGAGAUCUGCCUGCUGACCAAGACUACAAGGAACGCGAGCGUCAUAGCGGACACCUACUGCGACCUCUUCUCUCUGUCCGUGGAGAACUUCAACGAGGUGCUGCUCCAGUACCCGCUGAUGCGCAGCUCGCUCGAGGCCACCGCGGCUCAGCGCAUCGCGCACAACUCAGCAUUCCGCGCGUGCGACAGCGAACAUUUAUGAAGGUCGUCCGUCGCCCGCACAAGUCACAAGCUGUCACAUUUGUUAACGCGGCAGCAGCGAGAAACUGUGUGCUCAGUGCCAAAGAGGGACCAGUAUACGAAAAGCGAGGCAAGGUCUGGUCAUUGUUGUCUUGCGGUUGCGACAAAGGUUGCGCCCGACAACAGUUGUUCUUACCGAGCGAGUUGGUGCAGGGGGCUGAUUACGGCAUAGCGCCUAGAACUAAUGACAAUACAAGGAGGGGGGGGGGGGGGGGGGGGCAGGAGACGACGUACGGAUGUCGAUUGUGCGGCUAAAGUGUCGUUUUCCUUCCUGUGUCUUGCCAUUGGACCUAGGCUGUGAGAUGUAACUUGCGAUCAACCUUUGCUCAUAUCUGGUCCUUUGUACUACUGUUGGUUCGGUUUAAUUAUCUUGUGUAUUAUAUUGCGUCAUUCUUGCCCCUUUUAUUUUGUACCGAUCUCGAUCGAAGGAGGAGAGCACGUCUUUCAUCUCGUCGCCAAUUUCACGCAAGUUCCAGCGGUGGUUCAUAGCCCUUUUCUUUUUGGUCAUUUUUCACGAGACGAUGUUUCAAGGUCUUGACAAAGAGACAAAAACUAGUCAUUGACAAGUGGUUACAAUAUGUCGAGCGAAGUGGCCUCAGUGAUCUUGCAGUACAAAAUCAGGCCAGUGCACGCAAAGGAACACAAAGCAAAAGUCUAGCUAGCACUGCGCUCGUCCGAGCCUCGCAUGCCGCAAAAAUGUGUAAGUCAUAAAGCACUGCACGCAACUAAGCUCGUAUGGGACCUCUCCUUGAACAGGACACCCUUUCAUACAGUCUUUGUCCUCGUGAAUUUUCCUUGCUUUUCGCGAUUCCAAAAUUGGAGUACGAAGAGGACCACAAGUGUUUCGACUGAGGUCGUAAUACGGUCAGUGAUGCGUCGCCGCUGUUUGAUGGUGCAUUAUUGUAAGAUAUUUGCACGAAUAUUACGUAAAUUCCUUAUUAUUUUUCAGAAUUUCAGAGAAUGAACUUCACCUAAGUUCAGAGCUAUGCUUCGAAAAUACCAGCGAGGUUACUUUUGCCCUCCAAAUAUUACCUCUCAAGGCUGAGAUAAACUCUGCCAAUAAGUGACUGAGCCUUGCUGGAAAGCUCACAACACACAAUGAUGCAAAGUACAGGUAUCCAAACGGCGACCGGUGAACUCAGGCGUAAUGCAAAGGAACGAGGUCGAUGGCACGCAUUGGUCUGGCUACAGUAAGAAAGGGUGUCCGGAAGUGCAGCUCUAAUGGCCCGAUCUACAACAGCGACAAACGCCCACCCAGCCUCCUCACGACAUCUUCUAUAUUUGUAAUCACGUGAUAUUCGUGAAAAUUAUGACCAAUUAAGCUCUUCCUGCAAAUUCUAUGCAACCCUAAAUUGUGUUGAAAGAUGCAGCACUCUGUGAUGGCUAAAUGUUCAUUGUCGUGAUCGCAGAAUCCACGUUCGCGACAUUAGGAUACACGUGCAACCGUGUAGACACAAGAUUCGUUACGUGUGUGUAAAUUGUACAUAUGUCGGAGAAUGCCCUGCAUACAUGCUAAGUGUCCGGGUACAAUUCAUUCCUGCUUCACUACUGCCAAGUGCAAACCACUCUGCGGACUUUGGUGCUCAAUAUUUCAAUGUGCCUUAGACUGGCGUGUCGAUGUACAAACAGUUGCACUGACGUCACGUGCAUAAAAGAAAAUCGGUGAGGUUAAAUCAAACAUCGUCGCAUUUGACUGGUAGGACAUAUAGCAUAAUGAGGAAGCAAAUAAUGUGUCGUGGUGAAACAGCCUACCAGACAUAACGAGGAAGGGAUGACAUUAAACUGGGCAUUUACCGGGGCAAAUUGUUCGUUUUAUCAAUAACGUGGCAGACGCUCUUCGUUUUUAGUUUUCAGUUCACUACAUUGCGGUAUUGUAAAUGGCGUCCGUCAGCGAGGUUGUUCGCUUCAGUUUCACUGCAGUGUCUAUUCUUUCAUCAAGUUGUCAUCACUGUGCGGCAGGUUUAGAUAAUUGCAGACGGUUUGUCGAAAAAAUGAUUUCUUGGAGAUUGGUCAAACUGCCAUCAGCCUAGCAUUUAUACCAACACCAAUGUAACCUUCGCUGCUUACUGCUGCGAUAUACUCGUAAGGUUCGGCGAAGCGCACAUACGCUCGGUCUUCGUUAAAUGUUUCGAAGCAAUUUCGCGAGUGACGAUCUGCCGCUCAACGCCGUUGCGAGGCUGCCGGAGCACGCCCGGCCAGCCUUACCCGCUAAACUCGGGAGUGUGAGCAGCACUGCCCAUCUCAAUUUCGAGAGUUUUGGGACUAGAAAGUCUUGCAAGGGCUCCGGUCCACAACCCAAUGACAGCUGUGUGGUCACACGAGCCCAUGCUUCGAACUUUUUGACAAAAGACUAGUUAUGCAUCCUCUAAAAUCUUGAAACGAGACAAUCGUAUGGCGCACACGUUACUGUGAAUUCACGGGAGGGAACGCGUCCGCAAGAAACGUGGAGUGUCAGACAGAUGUUUUCUUUUCAUGCAAAAACGCGCUUGCAUCGACAGUCAUCUAUGUUCAUGGAUUUCACUGAUUUCACCAUUUCUCACUAUAUACAUCCAGAAAAUGCCAAUGAAAGCGGAAAUCAUAUGCAUGUCUCUCACGUCUCAUCUGUUGUGAUCGCUGCAUAGAACUGUAUUUGUCAUUCUCAAGUACGUGUAAUAAAUGUCACGAAGUAAAUGUC